AUGAAUGUUGAUCGUAGGAAAUCAUUUUUCAUUCGAUUAAUUGCAAAAUCAACUGAACCUGGUGUUGUUAUUAUUCGAAAAAUUGAAACAGCUGGCAAUUGGUGUCCACUUCUAACAUUAUCACAAUAUGCUUGCAAAAAACUUAGCUGUACAUUUCGUAAUACUUUUUGUGAUUAUAAAAUGGAAAAAAAUUCACGUGCUAAUAUUUUAUUCAACAUCGAUGAAAAAGGUAUUAUAGCAAAUAUUAACAAGGGAUCUGGUUUAGCCGUAUUGCGAUCGCCACAGUUUAAGCUUUCACGUCCGAUUGAAUUGCAAAUUAAGGUAUAUCAGUCAACAUUCGGUUCUCAGACAUUCUUAUGUGGUAAUGAUUUUAGCAAUUUAUAUGAUUGUCAAUCGAUAUUAGGCCCAAAAAUAGAAUUACCAAGAACAGAAAAAGUAAUCAUAUCACUUGAUCAGGAUACACAAAAUUUCACAAUUGUUGCAGUGCAUGAUAAAUUUGUUGAAUUUGGUGCAGCAAAAUUUAUCAUUUCAAAUAUUGAAGUAUUAGAUGAAAAUGGAAAUUUAUUAUGUUAA
This is a messenger RNA of Cercopithifilaria johnstoni, 573 nucleotides long. Lineage: Eukaryota; Metazoa; Nematoda; Chromadorea; Rhabditida; Onchocercidae. The record is from the annotation of a GenBank genome assembly.